Talaromyces rugulosus is the source of this 2103-nucleotide messenger RNA. RefSeq lists its product as uncharacterized. Gene Ontology annotation, molecular function: transketolase activity. Bases 1 to 2103 code for a protein of 700 amino acids. Gene Ontology annotation, biological process: pentose-phosphate shunt. Lineage: Eukaryota; Fungi; Ascomycota; Eurotiomycetes; Eurotiales; Trichocomaceae. The transcript has 3 exons. The record is from RefSeq and is a predicted model, not a curated record. Gene Ontology annotation, cellular component: cytosol.
AUGCCUCAUCUAGCACCAAAUUCUCUGAACGGGGAUAUUUCAGUAAAGUCCAAGAUGACAGAAGACGAUAGCGCCGUGUUGGCAUUGCGCAACUUCAUCUUUGACAUUUGCAACCAAAAUGGCGGAGGACAUGGAGGAUCUGCUAUCGGUAUGGCUGCCAUCGGCGUGGCUCUUUACAAAUAUGUGAUGCGCUAUAACCCGUCGGAUCCCGAAUGGUUUGACAGGGAUCGAUUCGUCCUCUCAAAUGGCCACACGGCCAUGUUUCUGUAUGCACUGAAUCACCUCACGGGGUUCGACAACUUCAGCAUGGACGAGAUUAAAGGAUAUGGAAGCGCCAAGCUGAAUGGCUUCACAACUAUCUGCCAUGCUCACCCAGAGAUCGAAGUACCCGGCGUUGAAGUGACGACCGGUCCUCUCGGACAGGGAAUUGCUAAUGCAGUUGGACUGGCCAUUGCAUCUAAGAACUUGGCCGGAAAAUUCAAUAAACCCGGCCAUGAUAUUGUUCAAUCCCGCAUAUACUGUAUGACCGGAGACGGUUGUUUAAUGGAGGGCGUUGCCCUCGAAGCUAUCUCUUUGGCUGGAAGUUUACAGCUGGACAACUUGGUGCUUCUCUAUGAUAAUAACCAAGUAACCUGCGAUGGACCCUUGGACUGGAUAAACACCGAAGACGUCAAUGCCAAAAUGAGGGCUUCUGGGUGGCAUGUUUUGGACAUAGAAGAUGGCUCUUACGACGUACCAUCGAUCGUCAUAGCCCUGGAAUAUGCCAAAUCAAUCAAAGGAAAACCAGUAUUUAUCAACAUUCGAACUGUCAUUGGGCUCGGCACCCAGGUUGCAGGCACCUACAAGGCGCAUCACGGUGCUUUUGACCUCGCCAGCAUCGAGGCAUCGAAGCGCCUUGCUGGACAAGAUCCUGCAAUCACCCAUGUUAUCCCCCCGGCUCAACUGGCUUACUUCCGAGAGCGAAAAGCGUCCGGCGAGGCUAUCCAGAAAGAUUGGAAUUCUCUAGUUGAGAACUACACUACCACAUAUCCUGCCCUAGGAGAAGAAUUGAGCCAGAGGCGCAGUGGGAGCUAUGGAACAGAAUGGCUUGAUAUCCUCAAGGGCAUUGAUGUGACGCAGUUUAAAGGGGCAGCCACGCGAGACGUGAAUGGGGCUAUUAUCGACAAACUGUGGGCUGCUUAUCCCGCUCUUUGCGGCGGCGGCGCCGACUUGGUAAAUUCCAACAAGUUUCCGUAUGUGGAAUCCGAUGUCUUCCAUUCGUCAGUCGGUUCUUCUGCUGGUCGUUACAUUCGUUACGGAAUCCGAGAACAUGCCAUGGCGGCCGUGUCAAACGGGCUUGCUGCGUACAACCCAGGCACUUUUUUGCCUUUGACCGCCACCUUUUUUAUCUUCUACAUCUACGCCGCGCCGGGUGUUCGAAUGGGUGCAUUGAGCCAUUUGCCCGUCAUUCACUGUGCAACACAUGACUCCUUCGCUGAGGGCCAGAAUGGACCUACCCAUCAGCCAGUCGAGGUAGACUCUCUUUAUAGAGCUAUGCCAAACUUGAAUUACAUUCGCCCUGCGAAUGCAGAAGAGACAAUUGGUGCCUGGAUUAUUGCUCUGGGUAACAAAUCGAAGCCCACCAUGCUCUCCCUGGCACGAGACCCCGUUGGAGAUAUCCCCGGAACAGAUCGAUUCAAGGUUGCAAAGGGUGCAUAUGUAGUAAUCGAUAUAGCCGAUGCUCAGCUUACUCUGGUCAGCUGUGGCACCAAUUUGCACUACGUUGUAACUGCAGCCCAACGACUGUCUGCGUCGGGAGUUCCAACGCGUGUUGUGAGCGCCCCCAGCUUCGACCAUUUUGAUCAGCAACACAGAGACUACCAAGCAACGGUAUUCCCCUUGGAUGGGACGCCGGUCGUCAGUGUCGAGGAAUAUAUAGCUACAACGUGGGCCCGAUACACCACUGCUAGUAUUGGCAUGACUGGAUACGGAUAUUCCGCGUCAAAUCCUAGCAACUAUGAGAGAUUUGGCUUGGAUGCCAAUGGAAUCGAGAAAAGGGUUCGGAAGUAUCUUCAUGACCUGGGUGGUAGCAACGCACGUAUGACUGGAUGGCGGCAAUUGUGA